AUGACUACCAGGCCCUCCACUGGUGCUGAGAAAGCUCUCCAGAAGAUCAAAGACCAGGUCACUUGUGUGAUAUGUCUGGAGCCUUACAAAAAGCCAAAGCUGCUGAAGUGUCUUCAUGCGUCAUGCGAGGCUUGCCUGCAGCGUCUGGUACAUUGGGGACCAGAGGGACAGAGUGUCACGUGUCCACAAUGUCGCCAGGACACUGCUUUACCUCUUGGAGUGCAGGGGCUUCAAGGUGCAUUCUAUGUCAAUGCGAUGCUUGAUAUUCAAGAGACCUUAAAGAACACAACUGUGAGUGAUCGAUGCCCUAACCACCCAACCAAGGAAGCAGAUUUGUAUUGCAAUCAAUGCGACCAACUUAUGUGUAACCACUGCCUUGUUCCAGGUCACCGUUACCACAAGUAUGAUCUUUUGGCCAAAUCAUUUGCUAAGCUGCAGAAAGUACUUGCACACUAUUCUAAGCCAAUGGAAGAACAGAUUGCUGCAUUAGAAAAAGCUGUUGAGUCUGUUGGUACUCGGUGUUCAGCAGUCGUAGAACAAAAGACAGCUGUGGUGGCAGAGAUCCGUGCUGCCAUGGCACGCAUGCGACAGGCUCUAGAAGAGAGGGAGAUGCAGCUGGUGGGUCGAGCAGACCAGGUGGCAGAUCAGAAACUGCGGGCCUUGACGGCACAACGCACAAUGUUUGAACUGCAACUGGGCCAGCUAAGGAGUUCCCAGGAAUUUGUGGAUGUGUGCCAACGUACCUGCAGCCAGGGGGAGAUGAUGAGUAUGAAGGAUCAACUAGUGAAGCAAAUGACUGACCUGACUGGAAGCUUCAAGCCUGAGUCAUUGGUCCCCGCUGAGCAAGCUAACAUGGGGUUUGCUCACAGCUUGCCUGAACCGAUUAAGAGUUGCCAACGGUUUGGUAUAGGUCUACUGCAAUCCAGCAUCCCGGAGAAAUGCCAGGUUUCAGGUGAAGGCAUCAAGCUAGCCAUGAGAGGGCAAACUGUAGCCGUCACUGUAAAAGCUUUGAAUAAGGGAGGAAAACCCCUGCUUUGCGCAUGAAGACAGCUUUAGGGGUGAACUUAUUCCUAGUGAUGGGGGCAGUCCAGUCAGGGGGACUGUGAAGAAAAGAGGGCGCAAAAUAUCUACGACAUCAGCUACCAGCCUCAGGUGACUGGAGAGCAUGCGCUAAACAUCGCAGUUGAAGACCAUCCGAUCUCGAACAGUCCUUUCCCUGUGACUGUCCUACCCAAUUUCACUGCCACAGCCAAGAUGAUGCAUGGCUUCAAUGGGCCGUAUGGUAUGGCCAUCAGGGAGGGAGAUAUGGUGGUAGCUGAAUGUAGCGGUCGUUGUGUAUCAAUCGUCAAUGAAAGAGGUGGUAAGAGAUCGUUUGGUACUGGGGGCUCACGUCCUGGUCGGUUCAACAAUCCUAAAGGCGUAGACUACAGACAAUGGAGGGAAAAUUUUAGUAACAGACAGUAGAGCCAUUGUAUUCAUUGGUUGUCGUCCACUGGCACGCGCCUUCUAACGGUCGGUGACAAGAACAGUGGACCGCCUCAAUUCAAGUAUCCAGUCGGCAUUAAAGUGCAUCCGCUCACGCAGAAAGUGUAUGUUGUUGAAUUUGGCAACACAGAAUUCAAGUUCUCAAUUCUGACCUUACACAUUCGCAUAUACUUUGGCAAGGAGGGCUCUGGGGUCGGGGAGUUUAAGCAUCCGUAUGACUUAUCGACUGACUUGAAAGGCAACGUGUAUGUUGCUGACGGUGACAACCACCGAAUACAAGUCUUCACAGCUGACGGAGUAUACUUGAGGCACUUUGGAGAGAGGGGGGAAGGGGAGGGCGAGCUGAACCGACCAAACACCGUUGCAGUUGACGAAAAUCGUAAUUUGGUGUACGUUGGUGAAUGGGGGAAUGGUCGUAUAUCGAUAUUUUCGCACUGAUGGCGAGUUUAUCAAGUCGUUCGGAGAGCGAGGAAAUGGUGACGUCCAAUUCGGGGGUCUCUUUCUUCUGGCAGUAGACGGGAAAGGAACUGUCUACGUAUCUGACGCAAACAAUGGUAGAAUACAGAUAUUCAACUAACACAACUAAAACAGUAUGCAUUUUAGUCAUACUAUUGAACAGAAAAUGCUAUUGCACACAACUGCACUGUAAUUCUUGUGAAUUCCAAAUAUUGUGCACCAAGUUCCUGCCUAUGAAAUUUGUUUCAGAGCUUGGACAGUUACACGUUGGUAUAUUGUUCUCACAGAACAGAUAUGUGUAACUUUGUGCAUGAGACACACACACAUUGAUGGGUGUACAACCACACA
Messenger RNA from Geodia barretti, 2289 nucleotides. Lineage: Eukaryota; Metazoa; Porifera; Demospongiae; Tetractinellida; Geodiidae. The record is from the annotation of a GenBank genome assembly.